Neocloeon triangulifer is the source of this 2360-nucleotide messenger RNA. Its product is annotated as neuropeptide Y receptor type 5-like. Gene Ontology annotation, biological process: G protein-coupled receptor signaling pathway. Gene Ontology annotation, cellular component: membrane. The record is from RefSeq and is a predicted model, not a curated record. Gene Ontology annotation, molecular function: neuropeptide Y receptor activity. Lineage: Eukaryota; Metazoa; Arthropoda; Insecta; Ephemeroptera; Baetidae. The transcript is spliced from 9 exons. The coding region runs from base 332 to 1735 and encodes 467 amino acids.
UUGAGAGAAGGUGUCGUCUCUGUAUGCGUAGUUGUCGCGUAAAAGUUGCUUCAUAUAAUAUGGAUUUCCCUUGCUGAUCGCUGCGAGGGUUACUCGACUCGUUCAUCCGCACUAACUGAGUUUGCUCACUGGCGGCACACGAUUCUUCAUUAUGACUUAAUAGAGAGAGGUUACCUUUGUCCAUUCACAAAGAACUCUCCAGCUCUUCGUUGAACUUUUUAUUUUCAUGAAAAUUAAAAACUUCGGUAUGUAGAACGGAAAACACUUUCUUUUUACAAGACUUGCACGAUGAGUACUUUCUCAAUGGAAGUGCUACGUAAAUCUCCAUCCAAUGGCUAAAAGUACGCAGUGUACAGAAGAAGAAUUGAACCAUUUGAUCUCAACAAUCGCAUCUUCCAAAAAAGACAUGGAUCCCGCCCUCGCCGACGAACUCCUUUCAUCUUGCAACGCCACCCUGCAAGCGCAAGGGCUGAUGGAUGCCUCAAGCGGAUUUGGGCUGUUCAAUUUCAGCCUGGCGGAGGUUUGCAGCAUCCUGAAAGAGCAGCAACAAGAUAACAGCCACAUGAGCGAAACGGCGGAGCUAAUUUUCAUGGUGGUUUACGGCGUCCUCAUAAUAACAGGCCUGGCGACGAACCUGGCCGUGAUUUUCGCCGUGGCGCGUAGCUCAAAAAUCCAAACACCGCGCAAUCUGUACAUCGUCAACCUGACGGUCUCUGACAUCAGCCUGUGCCUCGUUUGCAUGCCGUUCACGCUGAUCAGUUUGAUUAGCAAACAGUGGACAAUGGGCGAAACUCUUUGCAAACUUGUUCCAACGCUGCAGGGCGCUAAUAUCAUGGUGUCGACAACAACAAUAUCGACGAUAGCUAUAGACCGUUACAUCAACAUCGUGCGUCAUACCCCUUUGAAUGCUGGCGCUGUCAUUGAUAGAUCGCAGAGGCGGCGGAUCAUUUUAUCACUGGCAUUCGUUUGGCUUCUGUCACUCGCGUCUGUUCUGCCCCUGGUUUUCUAUCAAAAGGUGGAAGACUUCGCGGUCGACAGUCUGGUCCUGUACAAAAUGUGCAUCGAAGAGUGGCCGUCGAUCCCUUUGAAGCGCGCCUAUUUGGUCUACAUUUUACUCAUGAUGUAUUUCAUCCCCAUCGUGGUGCUCUCUGUGGUGCACACGAGCAUUGCCAAAUUCCUGCAGAACCACGCCACCGCCCAAAACGUGGCUUUCGAGGGCAGCUCACAAUCAGACGCCGCGCAGAUUGUCGCUUCGGGCCGAGUCUCCAGAGAAAUGGCUCGGAACAGAAAGACAACCACCAUCCUUGUCGUCAUUGCCGCUUUGUUCGCGAUUAGCUGGCUGCCUCAUUACAUUCUCUCCAUCAUCGUGGAGGUGAAGCCGCUGAUCUUCCCGACAGAGAAGCUGUACAUCGCCACUGCCAUUUGCCACACGAUCGCAAUGAGCACAGCCAUCACAAACCCAAUCGUGUACGGUUGGAUGAACACCAAUAUUCGCAGAGAAUUGAUAGGCAUGUUGCCCUCGGCGUUGAUUCAGUGCUGCUGCAAAAAGCUCUCCGCAGACAGGUUGCCGCAUGAGCGAAUUUAUUUUCCUUCCGUUUUUGUUGACACACGAAAAAGUGGAUUUCUUUUGACCCCCGUUGAAGCGAAGGAAUGGCACGGACCUGAUGGUGCGGAGUGGUCAGGACUUGCGGCCGAGCAGCUUGAAUCCUUUCGGGGAAAACACUUCCGAGAUUGAGCAAAAAAUCGUGAGGAAACACGAAGCGAAAUCCACCAUGUUGAUGGUGCCAAGGGGGCCAUUGACUUGUUCCUCUGGUCGGGCAACAGUUUCCACCCAGCUUGUAUCUGAGCUUUAAAAAGCAAAAACCGAAAGUUGCUCACACAAACAUUUGCCCGCGCAGCUUGGCCAAUUGAAACAAACCUUAAAUGAGCCCCGCGAGAGUUCUGCGAAUUCUCGACGUUGCUUCUGUUGGCACACAGCUGGAAACGGCGCGAUCACGAGUUUUCCCUUUUUAUCUAGCAUGAAAAGGAGACGAAAUUUAAAAUCAUUAUUGUUUUAAUAAAACCGUGAAAUCAUCAAUGCUUUUUAAUUCAAGAAAGGUAAAAAAAGAGUCGUCCUGGAAAAAUUAUGUAUCAGUUUUGAAACUCUUUGAUCGCAAUUAUUAAAAUCUUUUGUUGACCUAAAAAAAAUAUCACUUUUUAAUCAAUUAUGAUGUUGACUGUCAAAAGAGUCUCAUGUCUGUUGCCUGUGCUAAAAAAAAUAAUGAAAAUUUGAUGAUAUUGCUUUGUUAAGAUAUUCUAAAUGUAAAAAAAAUCGUGUUUUAUUUUAGCUCUUCCUUUUCAUUUUACCAAAUAAAAGAAUG